Molecule: messenger RNA, 3990 nt
Organism: Hylaeus volcanicus
Lineage: Eukaryota; Metazoa; Arthropoda; Insecta; Hymenoptera; Colletidae
Exons: 22
Coding region: 103-3801 (1232 amino acids)
Source: RefSeq, a predicted model, not a curated record
AAAGCCUGUUUUUAAAUUAAAAAAAAAUUGUGGAAUACUUUAAAGUACCAUUACAUUCCGGUAUACAAAUCUUAAAAAAAGUUUUACUAAUAGUGUCGUUAGAUGGAAGAAAAUUUAGUCAGGAGUGAUGUAGAAGAGUUAGAAAAUAUUAUUAAAACAACAAAAAGUAAACCAGAAUGUUCUACCCUCACGAAUAUUUUAAUAUCAACGGUAGAUGAAAUUCUUCAAGAUUCAAGCAUUUCGCGAGAAAACGUAGAGCCUGCAGAUUUGUCAAACGUGGAACCGUUGAGUGCAAAACAACAAAACGCUGAGAUUUUGAAGCAAGACGUGUUAACAAAACUCGAUGUUCAAGCUGAAAAAACGAAAGAAACAAGAGCAUUGACUAAUAAAGAUGCUUUAGUAAGAGAAGAUAAAUGUUAUGCAGAAGACAUUAAUGCCAAAGUUUACCCCGCAAGUGAUGGUUCAACACCCGUGUUAUAUUAUAUGAAGCGGCUAUUAGAUAUUCAAAAAAAAUAUUCGGAUGUAAUAAAAAGACGACACAGUGUCCACUUUUUUCAUGAAACGUUGCGCAAAACGUCUCAGUACCGGUUAAAGCCAUACCAACAUUUGUCUUCAAAGCGUGAUCAAUCACGCUUACAGAAAUAUGCCUCUAUGUACAGACCAACAGCAUCUUUAAGUGAAAUAGAAAAUACAACCUAUCAAGAAAAAAGUUUAAUUGGCCUGGCAAGUCAGUCUUUUGAUAAUUUAGAGGCCACGAAUUCAGGAAAAGUGCCUUUAAUGUGUUACCCAUUAUCUAAACAUGAAGUAGAGUAUGUUGAUCGAAACCUGGUUGUAAAGGGUGUUCAAAAAAUGCCGAAACCUAAUCCUAUAUGGCUUUUUCAAAAAAAUGGAUGUGAUUUAUCUUUAGCUCAUUUAAGAGAGGUAGCAAAGCGUUUAAGACAAGAUAUACAAAAUAUGGAGCUAAAAUGGAAAAAAAGUUUGUGUCGCCAAAAUCUUCAAGACUUCUCUUGUGUAGGAGUAGAUGAAAGAUUGGCUGAAUUGUAUAAAUUGCAGACAUAUGUUUCUUUAGAACAACAAAAAAAGAAAGAGAAUAUUUGUUAUGAAGUAGCCUUAUGUGAUUCACAAUUGAAUACAAUGAUGCGCGAUAAGCGGAAUGAAUAUUUUACUCAACUUUACGGUGACAAUCAAAAUCCUGACACAAUACGUUUUUUGAGAAACAAAACGAAAAAAUUGUCGAAACAAUACGAAGAAUUGGAAGGAUUAAAGCAAGAUUUGUUCAAGCACUAUUCCCAUUCUGAUGUAUUACGAAAAAUAAAAAAUGGUGCUUUUCACUUGAAGUCAAAAUGUGAACCGUUGCCAAAUCAUUGUACUUCCCUAGACCGUGAAUUGAUUCUUAAAAAAGCAGGUUACUCACACACCCCAGUCAUGGCAGCCGACUAUCUUAUAAAAACAAAAUUUCCUAAAAUAUUUCCUAAAACCGCUUAUUCACAAAGAUGGGAAUUUGAGCUUAAAACGCCUAGAAAAGGAUACAAAAACGAGGAGUACAUGGAUAAGGAAGAUACUUUUGAAGCAAGGUUACUUCUAAUGGAUGUUGAGAAAAAAAAAAAAAAGAUAGAAGAGCGAAAAACGACAGAGACACUUUUUCCAAAUAGAGUUUAUCUAGAAAAAUUGAAAGAAAAAAAAAUUAUUGACAAGAGAUGGGAAAAAAUACUAAAGCAGUUGGAGUUUGAAAAAGAAACAGCUACUACUCACUAUAGUCGAGUUGUGAACCCUCAAAUAACGAUUUCCCCUUCUGCUCCGUGCAACACCAAAACGAUAGUUGUGCACGCCAAACAUUCACCGACUGAAAAAAAAAAUUUUAAAACAAUGCGUUCGUUAGAUGACCGACACAUUGUUAAGCGUACUGAGGACCAAACUUUUUUUGACGUAUAUCCAAAAUUACAAUCAGAAAAACAAAAUUUAAAAGAAAACAUUGUGAAUUUAAAAAAAAACAAACAAGUGACGUUAUCAAGAAACAUGAAAAGUCGUUUUCCUCAAAGAAGAUGUCCUUGUUAUGUCGAGAUACCCAAUAAUCUACCUAAUGAAAAUGUAUCCGACUUGUACAAAACCAUUGAUAUAGGAAUUCAACAUCAUCGUCUCGGCUUGCCUGAUAUGGCACUCAUGUUUGCUACUUUUACAUUGGCACUUCAAAAAAUGGAUGAUCUAGAUCCGUUAACACUCUUGGAUUAUGCCGAGUUGUUAGUAAAAGGAUUACUACAUUACCCUCUACAAUUAAGCUUUGUUUGGGACGGUGUUUCACUAUUACUCAAAAUUUAUAACACUGUAGAAUGUGUGAAUAAAGAGAAGCUUUUAAAUCUUUUGUUAGAGACCUUUACAACUCUUUUAGCUAUAGAAGAUGAAGAGUUGCAACUUUUAUUGCUUCAAGGAAUCUGUAUUGUCACUGACACACCUUACAGGUUUACUCUAAGCCCGGAUCUGAUUGAUUUUUUACUUGAUAUUGUUCCUAUAACACAAUCGCAUGAAUUGGUCGAAAAAGGAAUGCAAUUGUUAUGUUUAGGAUCCAUUGGUCAUCGGAAAAAAGAGAAAUAUGCUCUAUUCGUGAAUUGUAAAUACUGUGGAAUGUUGAAAGCUUAUUUUUAUGUCCCAGGCUUGAGUAUCUAUCAAAAUCAUUCUGGCAUUGUUCUCCAAUGUUGUUUAUCGAUCCAUGCUUAUGCGCAACGCGCCAUCAGUGAAGUUUUUCGUCCUGAUAAAUCGAGCCAUCUAUUUAGAAAAAAGGUUGAUAUUGUACAAUUCAAAGAAGGACAAUUGUCUUUGCCUAAGGAGCCUGUAUCUUGGAUGCUUAAAGAUGGCUCCGACAUACGACUGAUUUUCACGGUUAUGCACGAUUACACACGUUAUCGUAAAGUUAUAGGAGCUGUGUGUAGUGCUUUAUGUAGUCUAUCCAAAGUUUCUUUAUUACAUAUAGAAACACUUUCUAAGCAACCAUUAGGUCUUUUACUUGAGAUUGCAAAGGAAUUUCCGUCAAGCCAGUGUAUUGCCCUUAGCGUAUCACGAAUCAUGCAAUCUUUUCUUGCUGUGUUUCCUUUCGAUACUAUAAUAAAAUCAAAUCUUUCCGUACAACUUUUAAUCAACUUUAUAAAACAUCAAAACUCCCCUAAUGUUCAUGCAGAAUGUUGUAUGGCUUUAAUGGCAGUAGGAGAUCAAACACAAUUUUUAUCGUCCAAUGUCACACAUCAAAUUCUUCCUCCCAUUUUAAGCGUCGCGAAAGACAAGGUUACAAACAAGUCUCACACCCAGAUCAUUUGCUCAUUUCUUAAAACGCUUUGUGAUAUGAAAAACUCAAAAAUCUAUGAUCAUAUUAAUAAGUCCAAGGGAUUACUUUAUACAAUGCAAGUUAUUAAUUACCAACAGGAUGUUGCUGUGAUAAUCAAAGACGUUUGUUGUAUAUCGAAAUGUCUUUUAGAAAAGUAUCCCGAUUCAACAAAGGAAAUACAACCAAAUUUAUUUAUUCAAACCUUUUGUAAUCUUUUAAGAAUUUAUACUGACAAUUUAGAUAUUUGUGUUUUGAUAAUCUUAACCAUAGAGCACUACUUAUCAGUUAGUGUUGAAGGUUUUAAAUAUAUUCCUAUUGAUCAUUUAUUGAUUCUUGAAAAAAUAGGUCUUCAUGGAAUGAAACUACAACGACGGGAUAUCAUUUUACAAGUCACAAAUCAUCUCUCCUUCCUUUCUGAUAGGGCGUCCUUGAGUGAAGGAAUCAUAGCUAAAGCAUCAUGUCAAAAAAUUAUUAAUAGUCUAAAAUGAGGCUACAUAGUUUUUUUUCUUUGUUCUUCUUCGUUACUUAUAAAACCAACGUUUACAGGUGGCGCGUAAUGUUGUGAUUCCAAGCGACGCAACUAAAAAUCAAACUAUGUUUUGAAUCUGAUUUUCUAAUGUUUUUUUCAUGUGCUAUCUGAGUUAUGCAUUCUAGAGGUUUCAUGCAAGGGAACGUGG